Messenger RNA from Sphaerodactylus townsendi, 2274 nucleotides. Its product is annotated as zinc finger protein 664-like. The transcript is spliced from 7 exons. Gene Ontology annotation, biological process: negative regulation of transcription by RNA polymerase II. Bases 172 to 1770 code for a protein of 532 amino acids. Gene Ontology annotation, molecular function: DNA-binding transcription repressor activity, RNA polymerase II-specific; RNA polymerase II cis-regulatory region sequence-specific DNA binding. The record is from RefSeq and is a predicted model, not a curated record. NCBI's taxonomy places the organism in Eukaryota, Metazoa, Chordata, Lepidosauria, Squamata, Sphaerodactylidae.
AUCAUUUCCUGCUCCAGUGUCUCAGAGGGACGAGUCGAUAGUAUCUUUGAAUGAAAGGUUCAGAAAGAAAGAGGUGAUGCUGAAUAUAUAUAUUUUUAAAAUAGAAGAAUCUAGCAGAAAAGGAAGGCAAUCCACUGGUUCAGAUAGAGGCUGUUUGCAGAGGAAGGGAGGAUGAGAGGAGAACUGGACCCAGUAGAUCCAGAAGCCAUAAGGGGUCUUGAUGCAACCAAGACUGGAAGCAGAAAGGAAAUGUGUGAAGGUACCAUGCAGAACACCCUGAGAGAUGACGUCCUCCUUUCAGAACAGCACCACCAGCAAUUCAGACAUUUCUGCUAUGAGAAUGUCCAGGGGCCUCGAGAGGCCUGCAGCCAACUCCAUCUUCUUUGCAGUCAGUGGCUGAAGCCAGAAAGGCACAGCAAGAAGCAAAUUCUGGACCUGGUGAUCCUGGAGCAGUUCCUGGCCAUUUUGCCCCCAGAGAUUCAGAGCUGGGUCAGGGAAUGUGAGCCAGAGACCAGUUCCCAGGCAGUGGCCCUGGCAGAAGGCUUCUUCUUGAGCCAGGCUGAGAGUAAGAAACAUGACCAGCAGAUGCAGAAGAAUAUCAAGCAGGAGCGUUACCACAGAGCAGCUUUGCCAGAUGGUGCCAUGAAACCAGUGAUUUACUCCUUGCUGUCUCUUUGUGACAAAGCCACUUCCAUGCAGCCAGAUUGGGGACUGGUGACCUUUGAUGAAGUGUCAGUGUAUUUCACUGAGGAGGAGUGGGUCCUGCUGGAUCCAGACCAAAGAAGCCUUCACAAGGAAGUCACAGAGGACAAUCGUGAGAAUGUGGCCUUUUUGGGAGGACUUCUGGUUGCCAAAUCUGAGUCCAUUUCUGUACUGCAAGGAAACAGAAAUACAUGUUUCCAGGACUCAGAAAAAAGAGAGAAAUCAGCAGAGGUUGAUGAUCCCCAGAACAAGUUCAAAGAAGAACUACAGCAGGUCCAAGUAGAAGACAAAAAGCAAACAAAGAACAUUGGAACAAAAUGGAAGAGUGGAAAUGAAACCUCUUCUCAGGAUGCUGAAUCCCAGGACAUCAUCCCAUAUCAUGGAAAGAUGAACUGCCCUGUGUGUGGAAAAACAUUAAUUUAUAAAUCAGCAUUUGACACAGACUGGAGAAUCCACAGAGGGAAGAAACUGUGCAAAUGUUUAGAGUGUGGUAAUACCUUUGCUUGGAUUACAGGUCUUAUUGUCCAUCAACAAAUCCACACAUGGGAAAAACCAUUUAAGUGCUUGGAGUGUGGAAAGAGUUUUGUACAUAAGACUAAUCUUUUGAAACACCUAAGGAUUCACACAGGGGAGAAACCUUAUAAAUGUUUGGAGUGUGGAAAGAAUUUUGCUUGUAGUGGCAACUUUACUGUACAUCAACGUAUCCACACAGGGAAGAAGCCUUAUAAAUGCUUGGAGUGUGGAAAGAGCUUUGCUUGUAGCGGCAACCUGACUGCCCAUCAACGUGUCCACACAGGGAAGAAACCUUAUAAAUGCUUGCAGUGUGGGAAAAGCUUUGCUUGUAAUGGCAACCUGACUGCCCAUCAGCGAAUUCACACAGGGGAGAAACCUCAUAAAUGCUUGCAGUGUGGGAAGAGUUUUGCUCGGCGUGACUACCUUAUUGGCCAUCAACGAGUUCACACAGGGGAGAAAUCCCAUGAAUGCUUGCAGUGUGGGAAGAGCUUUGCUCAGAAAAGAAGCCUUACUGCCCAUCAACAAAUCCAUAUAGGGCAGAAAAUUUUUAUCUAAAAAGUCAUCUUGUUUCACAUCCAAGCUGUUCUAAAAAAACCUUAAAAAUUCUUCCAAAGUGGAAAGAGAUUUGCUUGGAGUUCCACCCUUAUAGCUAACCCAGUGGUUAGUUAGGCAAUGAUUUUCUCUUAAGACUUUAAAGACAUACAAAAAGAAGAACCAUACAAAUAAAAGUACAUUUAAAAAACCUAGCAAAAAUAAGACAAAUAUUAUCAAUAUAAAAAAGGAUGAUAAAAAAGAAUAUGAAAUGAAAGGUUAUGCAGAUGAUGUGGUAAUCUCAAUCACUGAACCUGAUAUUUUAUUGAAAUAUGUUAUGGACCAAAUCAGUAGAUAUUGAAUUUAUUGUGGCUACAAAUGAAAUUUUAAAAAAAGUUAAGACAAUGCUAUUGAAUAUGGCAAAGAAACAGGAAGAAUUAGAGAAAAUAACAGGAUGUAAUGUCACUGAAAAAACAAUCAAAUAUUUGGGAAUAAAACUCCACAAAAUGGCAAUUUAUUUAACAAAAA